AUGGAUGCUGAGAUUUUAGCUUUAGAAGCUAAUCAUACUUGGAUUGUUACUUCCUUGCCACCUGGUAAGAAGCCCAUUGGUUGUAAGUGGGUGUAUAAAGUGAAAUACAAAUCAGAUGGUUCUGUUGAGAGGUAUAAGUCCAAGCUGGUUGCUAAGAGUUUCACCCAAAAGGAGGGGCUGGAUUACAUUGACACUUUCUCACCAACUGCUAAAAUGCUCAGUCAGUUCAUGGCAAAACCUAGAGAGCCUCCUUAUGCAACUGCUCUUAAGAUUGGGCAUCAUGUUCAGACACAAGACGAUCUGUUACAGGAUACUGCAUUUUCCUUGGAGAUUCAUUGA
This is a messenger RNA of Malania oleifera, 339 nucleotides long. RefSeq lists its product as uncharacterized. The record is from RefSeq and is a predicted model, not a curated record. NCBI's taxonomy places the organism in Eukaryota, Viridiplantae, Streptophyta, Magnoliopsida, Santalales, Ximeniaceae. The transcript has 3 exons. The coding region runs from base 1 to 339 and encodes 112 amino acids.